AUGUCUCUGUCCAACAAGCUCUCCAUCGCCGACGUUGACGUCAAGGGCAAGAGGGUCCUAAUCCGAGUCGACUUCAACGUUCCCCUGGACGCAGACAAGAACGUCACCAACCCCCAGCGUAUCGUCGGUGCUCUCCCCACCAUCAAGUACGCCAUCGACAAUGGCGCCAAGGCAGUGAUUCUCAUGUCUCACCUUGGCCGUCCCAACGGUGCCGUCAACCCCAAGUACUCGCUCAAGCCCGUCGUCCCUGUCCUCGAGAAGCUCCUGGGCAAGUCUGUUACCUUUGCCCCUGACUCCGUUGGCCCCGAGGUUGAGGCCAUUGUCAACAAGGCCGACAACGGCGAGGUGAUCCUUCUCGAGAACUUGCGCUUCCACAUUGAGGAGGAGGGCAGCGCCAAGGACGCUGAGGGCAAGAAGGUCAAGGCCGACAAGGCCCAAGUCGAUGCUUUCCGCAAGGGCCUCACUGCCCUCGGUGACGUCUACGUCAACGAUGCCUUCGGCACUGCUCACCGUGCCCACUCUUCCAUGGUCGGUGUCGACCUGCCCCAGAAGGCCUCCGGUUUCCUCGUCAAGAAGGAGCUCGAGUACUUUGCCAAGGCCCUGGAGUCUCCUCAGCGUCCCUUCCUCGCCAUUCUCGGUGGUGCCAAGGUUUCCGACAAGAUCCAGCUGAUUGACAACCUGCUCGACAAGGUCAACACUCUCAUCAUUUGUGGUGGUAUGGCCUUCACCUUCAAGAAGGUUCUCAACAACGUUGCCAUUGGCUCGUCCCUCUUCGAUGAGGCUGGCGCCAAGACUGUCGAGUCUCUUGUGCAGAAGGCCAAGGAUAAGAACGUCAAGAUUGUCCUGCCUGUCGACUACAUCACUGCCGACAAGUUUGACAAGGACGCCAACACUGGCAAGGCUACCGAUGCCGAGGGUAUCCCUGACGGCUGGAUGGGUCUGGACUGCGGCGAGGAGUCCAUCAAGCUCUAUAAGGAGGCCAUCAGCGAGGCCAAGACCAUCCUCUGGAAUGGCCCUGCUGGUGUUUUCGAGUUCGACAAGUUCGCCACCGGUACCAAGGCUACCCUGGAUGCCGUUGUCGAGGGUGUCCAGAAGGACGGCAAGAUCGUCAUCAUCGGUGGUGGUGACACCGCUACUGUCGCUGCCAAGUACGGUGUCGAGGACAAGCUCAGCCACGUCUCAACCGGCGGUGGUGCCAGCUUGGAGCUUCUUGAGGGCAAGGAGCUGCCCGGUAUCACUGCCCUGUCGAGUAAGUAG
Molecule: messenger RNA, 1257 nt
Organism: Clonostachys rhizophaga
Lineage: Eukaryota; Fungi; Ascomycota; Sordariomycetes; Hypocreales; Bionectriaceae
Source: the annotation of a GenBank genome assembly